Molecule: messenger RNA, 1496 nt
Organism: Bactrocera latifrons
Lineage: Eukaryota; Metazoa; Arthropoda; Insecta; Diptera; Tephritidae
Product: repressed by EFG1 protein 1-like
Exons: 7
Coding region: 223-1245 (340 amino acids)
Cellular component (GO): extracellular region
Source: RefSeq, a predicted model, not a curated record
AUAGGCUUGCGAAUAGUUCACACGCAUCGCACAAAAAUCAAGAAUCAAGUCUUCGAAAUUAAUUGAGUGAAUCACGAAUCAUAAUUGAGUGUGUUGUGAUGUGAAAGCGACGAGACGGACGGUGAACAAAUUCUGCACACUUAAUUAAGUGCUUGGUCGAGUCGGGUCAAAGGUCAUUUAUUUUAUAAUACAAUUUGAGUAAUCAUACACCAGCUGUGAACAAUGAACUUCAACGAAUUUGAGAGAGAUUGUCUGCAAGCGCACAACCAAUUUCGUGUCAAGCAUGGCAGUCCACCAUUAUCACUAGAUCGAGGACUUUGCAUUUAUGCCAAGGAGUGGGCGGAAACUUUGGCUCGUCGCAAUAUUUUACAACAUCGUACAAAUAACCGUUAUGGCGAAAAUAUCUACAUGACAAUGGGCCGUCCCAAUUUACGCGGUGGUGAUGCGGUGAGCAGUUGGUACGCUGAGGUACGUGAUUAUAAAUUUGGAUCCGGCAGUGCUUUCGACCUAAAAACAGGACAUUUUACACAAGUGGUAUGGAAGGGCAGCAAACGUCUGGGCGUGGCGAUGACGAGAAGCGGUGAUCGUAUAUAUGUUGUCGCCAACUAUGACCCACCAGGAAAUUAUGAUGGUGAAUUUUCAAAUAAUGUUUUGCCGGCAAUAAGAGUACACAAGCUGUGUGCGCCGCAGGACUGCCUUUACUCGGUGCGGUACGUUGAAAUUAUGGCUACGGUAAAGCGUACCGUUAUCAUUAAAAAGGUUUCCGUGAGCGGCGCACCCAACCAACCGCCGCCGAAACCCAUUACAAUAUCACAAGCCGAUUUUGAGAAAGCUUGCUUGGAGGCGCACAAUAAAUUUCGAGCCAUGCACGGCACACCACCGCUCAGUAUUAAUCCAAACCUCACGCAGGUCGCCGCCAAAUGGGCGCAGAACCUGGCGAAACGGCAGAAGAUGGAGCACAGCCCCAAUGGCAAGUACGGUGAGAAUAUCUAUUACAGCAGCGGCCAGCAGGUGACACCGGAUAUGCCCGCGAAGAUGUGGUAUGACGAGAUUGCCAAAUAUGAUUUCGCCAAGUCAGUGUUCAAUCCAUACACCGGACACUUUACACAGCUGAUAUGGCGCGACACGAAGCAAGUGGGCGUGGCAUAUGCGACGUCUGGUGAAAAGGUUUGGGUUGUCGCCAAUUACGAUCCACCGGGUAAUGUGAACGGUUUCUUCAAAGAUAAUGUGCCGCCAAAAAAGUGAGAAAGAAACAGGAAACGAGCUUCCAGCAAUAUUUCAAGGCCACCGCCUUUUGGUGACUUCCGAAAGGUGUGGAGAAAAUGUAAAUACUCUAGUUGCGCUCACAAUUGCCUAGCCUUUUUAAAAAAUGCUUAAGAAAUGGAAUGAGAAACUCUCCAUCAUUUAUUUUAAGAGAGUGCAAUAAAAUGGGUAUAGAGUUACCAUAACAAAAUGAAAUAGGUUAACUGAAAUAAAUUAAAAGUAGCUACUCUGGA